Molecule: messenger RNA, 1791 nt
Organism: Ochotona princeps (American pika)
Lineage: Eukaryota; Metazoa; Chordata; Mammalia; Lagomorpha; Ochotonidae
Gene: WFIKKN1
Product: WAP, follistatin/kazal, immunoglobulin, kunitz and netrin domain containing 1
Exons: 2
Coding region: 230-1768 (512 amino acids)
Biological process (GO): negative regulation of transforming growth factor beta receptor signaling pathway
Cellular component (GO): extracellular region
Molecular function (GO): receptor antagonist activity; transforming growth factor beta binding; serine-type endopeptidase inhibitor activity
Source: RefSeq, a predicted model, not a curated record
GCCCGGCAGAAGGUGGGGUUCCCGCGCCCCUUAGCCAGCCCCGCCCCCUGAGCUCUGGGAGGGUCUGGAAGACCGGGCUGGGCCGGAGAGCUCGGGUUACAGCCCCCUCCCCCUCGGCCGGCCUGUGCUGACCGGGGGCCCUGGAGCCGCGCAGACGGCGGGGAGGCCACCCGCAGGCGCCCCGCGCGGAGAGCACGGCCCCGAGGAGGGGCUGCAGGCCCGGGUCCCCAUGCCCGCCCCACUGUCCCUCCUGAUGCUCGUGGGGUUGACGGCGGGGGCCAGCCUGCUGCCAGGGCCCGGCGGCCGCCCAGGCAUGUGCCCCGACCAGCUCAGCCCCCGCCUGUGGGUGGACGCGCAGAGCACCUGUGAGCGCCCGUGCGCCAAGGACGAGGACUGCGCGCCGGCCGAGAAGUGCUGCACCAACGUGUGCGGGCUGCACAGCUGCGUGGCCGCCCGCUUCCCGCACGCCGGCCCGGCCGCCCCGGCUUCCUGCGAGGGCUUCGCCUGCCCGCAGCAAGGCUCCGACUGCGACAUCUGGGACGGGCAGCCCGUGUGCCGCUGCCGCGACCGCUGCGAGAAGGAGCCGAGCUUCACGUGCGCCUCGGACGGCCUCACCUACUACAACCGCUGCUACAUGGACGCCGAGGCCUGCCUGCGCGGCCUGCACCUGCGCGCCGUGCCCUGCAGGCACGUCCUGCGCUGGCCGCCCGGCACCGCCGCGCCCCCCACGCCCGGGGCCGCCGCCGUGCCGCCCGCGCUCUACAGCAGCCCGGCCCCGCAGGCGGUGCCCGUCGGGGGCACGGCCAGCCUGCAUUGCGACGUCCGCGGCCGCCCGCCGCCCGCCGUGACCUGGGAGAAGCAGAGCCCGCAGCGGGACGGCGUGGUCAUGCGGCCCGACCGCAUGUACGGCAACGUGGUGGUCACCAGCCUGGGCCAGCUGGUGCUGUACGACGCGAGGCCCGAGGACGCGGGGCUGUACACGUGCACGGCGCGCAACGCGGCCGGCCUGCUGCGCGCCGACUUCCCGCUGUCCGUGCUGCCCGCCUGCCCCGGGCCCGGGCCCCGCGGGCCCUGGCACUUCGACCCGCAGCGCGGCAGCUGCGCCACUUUCCCGGCCGCGGGCUGCGACACCUACGAGGGCUUCGACACCUACGAGGCGUGCCAGCAGGCGUGUGCGCGCGGCCCGCGGGACGCCUGCGAGCUGCCGGCCGUGCAGGGCCCCUGCCGGGGCUGGGAGCCGCGCUGGGCCUACAGCCCGCUGCUGCGCCUCUGCCACCCCUUCGUGUACGGCGGCUGCGAGGGCAACGCCAACAACUUCGAGAGCCGCGCGAGCUGCGAGGUGGCCUGCGCCGGGCCGCGCGCGCCGCCUUGCCGGGCCUGCCGGCCGCGCGGGAGGCUGGUGCCCAGCCUGUGCCGCAGCGACUUCGCCGUGGUGGGCAGGCUCACCGAGCUGCAGGCCGAGCCCGAGGCGGGAGGCGGCAUCGCGCGCCUGGCGCUGGACCGCGUGCUCAAGGACGACAAGAUGGGGCUCAGGUUCCUGGGCACCCGCUACCUGGAGGUGACGCUGAGCGGCUCGGACGCCGCCUGCCCCUGCCCCAACGUGACGGCCGGCGACGGGCCGCUGGUCAUCAUGGGCGAGGUGCGCGACGGUGUGGCCGUGCUGGACGCCGGUAGCUACGUGCGCGCCGCCAGCGAGAAGCGCGUUAAGAAGAUCCAGGAGCUGCUGGACAGGAAGGCCUGCGAGCUGCUGGGGCGCUUUGAGGACUAGACGGAGGGGCGGGGCGGGCUGGA